Brassica napus (rape) is the source of this 1280-nucleotide messenger RNA. RefSeq lists its product as uncharacterized. The record is from RefSeq and is a predicted model, not a curated record. Bases 132 to 911 code for a protein of 259 amino acids. Lineage: Eukaryota; Viridiplantae; Streptophyta; Magnoliopsida; Brassicales; Brassicaceae. The transcript is spliced from 7 exons.
AUUUUUAGAAACAACAAAAAAAAAAAGAUUCCAUAUUUCGAGGGAAAGCUCUCUCUCUGUUCCUAUCCCGGCGCAGUCACUCUCCGGCGAUAAUCUUUUUUGAGGAAAAGGAAGCGAAUUUGUGAGUAUUGAUGGCGGCGAGCGCGAAUCCCUCGGGAAACAAUCAGGAAGGCUCGUCGGCGGCGGCGCAGAAGGUAUCGUCUUCAUCCGCGGCGGCGGCGGCGACGAACGGAGCUGCUGUGAAUUCGGUGGAUAAUGGUGGGACGGUGGAUAAUUCGCAGACGAUAAGCGCGUUGAGGCAUAAUCCAGGGAUCUCUGUAGAUUGGACUCACGAGGAGCAAUCGUUAUUGGAAGAUUUGCUCGCAAAGUACGCGUCAGAGCCUACGAUUGUUAGGUAUGCGAAGAUUGCUAUGAAGAUGAAGGAUAAGACUGUUAGAGAUGUUGCUCUCCGUUGUAGAUGGAUGACUAAGAAGGAGAACGGUAAGCGUAGGAAAGAAGACCAUUCCUCAAGGAAGAGCAAAGAUAAGAAAGAAAAAACUACGGAUACUUCAGCCAAGGCCUCGUCUCAUUUAAAUGUGCAUCCGAAUGGUCCUUCAUAUGCUCCUCCUAUGAUGCCCUUAGAUACUGAUGAUGGCAUUUCAUAUAAAGCUAUUGGUGGUGUGAGUGGAGAUCUGCUCGAACAAAAUGCUCAGAUGUUCAACCAAGUUUCUUCAAAUUUCUCAGCUUUUCAGAUACAUGAUAACGUCAAUAUCUUGUGCAAGGCUCGAGACAAUAUCCUCGCAAUAUUGAACGACUUGAAUGACAUGCCAGAGGUCAUGAAGCAGAUGCCAGCUCUUCCUGUGAAGCUGAACGAAGAGCUGGCGAAUUCAAUCCUCCCCCGCCCUCCACCUCCCCAUCAAAGGAAGCCGUGAUGGAUCUUGUAGAGACCAAAAACUCUCUAAUAGUCCGGGAUCAUCAAUGAGGAAAAGAAUAAAUGACGGGAUGUAAAGAGUUCCCACUCGUAAUGGAUGAUAUAGGAUGCAGGUUUUCAUAGAGUUACUAGUCUCUAUUUUUCAGUUUCAGUCAGUCUUUGGAUGUUUUAGCAAAAUGGUUCGUUGAUACAUGAGUAGUAGAGUUGUAUUUGUCGUUUUAGGAUGUGAAUAGAUUGUAUAAAAUUGGUUUCAAGCUUCAAGGUUUGAGAUUUGCAAUUGUCAUAUACAAAUCCCUCUUUAGAAGGAAACGAAUGUACUCAAUUAUUUCUUUGUAAUAAAUAAGAAAGCCGGAUGGUUUUGUAACACAAA